GGAUCUCCUGAAAAAACGACGUUGUGGGGACGUCCCCACUUUGUAAAACACCUUUUUAAGAAUGAAAUAUGCCUUCAAAAAAAUCAUUAAAAGUGCCCAAAUAUAAGAUCGUUAUUGGGCAGCAACCAUAACCAAACAGACACGAGGGGACCACCAGAGGGCGCUAUUUCCCCGUGUUCGGAUGGACAGCUCUCCGUUGGAGCGGACAGUUCGCAGCGCGGUGUUUGUUUCCGUGGGGAGCGGAAGCUUCAUGGCGACCUCCACAGAAACACGCUGAACGGAAAUACAGGGAGUCGUGAGUGCCACAAUAAACCUGAUCCUGCGCGCAGAGAAACUCAAUCACGGCUGUCUGGCGAUGGGGAGCGCUGCCCGUGCGUACCGAUCGCUGCAGGGUCUGUUUGCUGUGUACAAGCCGCCGGGAGUGCACUGGAAGCUGGUCCGGGACACGGUGGAGACCAGCCUCAUCCGAGAUCUGAACUCGCUGGGCUCGCCCGCUCCUCGCCAGACGAUCCGGUUCCUGCCGGGCCGCUGCGAGGGCACUGACCGCUCCGAGCUCACUGACCGCUCCGAGCUCACUCUGACCGCUGCCAGGCUGCCCGUGCUCGCAGACCAUCCGCUGGUGAAGGGUCCUGAGUUUCAUCGUUUGAAGGUGGGAGCCGGACACCGCCUGGACGUGCGCUCCUCGGGAGUGUUCGUGCUUGGAGUGGGCCACGGAAACAAGCUGCUGACGGACAUGUACAGCUGCCACCUCCCCAAGGAGUACACUCUGCAGGGGCUGUUUGGAAAAGCCACCGAUGACUUCUCAGACUCUGGCAGGCUGAUAGAGAAGACAACUUUCGAUCAUAUUAGUCGGGACAAGCUGGAGAAGAUCCUUGCUGUGAUUCAAGGGACGAACCAGAAAGCCCUGCUCGCGUUCUCAGGGGUGGAUCUGAAGAGUCAGGAGGCCUACGAGCUGGCAGUGAAGGGGUUACUGCGCCCCCUGCAGAAAACGCCGCCCAUCAUCACGGGGGUCCGCUGCGUGCGCUUCGCCCCCCCAGAGUUCACGCUGGAGAUCCAGUGCCUGAACGAGACGCCCCAGUACCUGCGGAAGCUCAUCCACGAGAUCGGGCUGGAGCUGCGCUCGGCCGCCGUGUGCUCUCACGUGCGGCGCACCCGCGACGGCUUCUUCACACUGCCGGACGCGCUGCUGCGCUCGCACUGGGACCUGCGCAGCGUGGGGGAGGCCGUGAGGCAGGCAGGGCCCCGGGUCCGAGCCGCGCUGAGCCUAGGGGAGGCAGAGGCAGAGCCAGGGCAGGGCUGAAGAUCAUCCACCCAUUCAUUCAUUUCACAGUGAAGCUCUCACGGAUGGAACGAGCCCUCGGCUUCACCUCGGGAUUUCCAGUCAGCGAGAGCAGGACGGAGGCUGGGAAUGUUUCUAUGGGAAGCAGGGAGUCAGCGGGGGGUGGGAACUUGCAGAAUGGAACUUUUAUUGCAAAGUCUUGAUUCAUUCCAGAUAUUGGAGAUCAUCGAAGGAGAUGCAUGACUUUGUUUAUUGAAUACUCUGCAUGGCAGGAAGUUUAAACAUAAAUGAAUUGUUUCUAAGCUUGAGUCAUUUGUCAUGCCUGCUCUCUGCUGGAGGGAUGUGAACCAGUCACUGUUAUCACUGGGGUCUCAUUCUCUCCAGACUGCUGGAAGGGGGUCUUGUUAUUCUCUCCAGACUGCUGGAAGGGGGUCUUCUUAUUCUCUCCAGA
Molecule: messenger RNA, 1730 nt
Organism: Acipenser ruthenus (sterlet)
Lineage: Eukaryota; Metazoa; Chordata; Actinopteri; Acipenseriformes; Acipenseridae
Product: pseudouridylate synthase TRUB2, mitochondrial-like
Exons: 9
Coding region: 356-1300 (314 amino acids)
Biological process (GO): pseudouridine synthesis; RNA processing
Molecular function (GO): RNA binding; pseudouridine synthase activity
Source: RefSeq, a predicted model, not a curated record